Acanthocheilonema viteae is the source of this 1422-nucleotide messenger RNA. The record is from the annotation of a GenBank genome assembly. Lineage: Eukaryota; Metazoa; Nematoda; Chromadorea; Rhabditida; Onchocercidae.
AUGUCAUUUGGUGAAGGAAGAAGUGAUGAGGACAAAGGGGACUGUCUGAUUACUUGAACUAUUAUGGCUUUUUAUCAGACAAGUAUUCCAACUGAGUCGUUUUUGGUAGAAGAAUUGCCGAUAUUCGCCUUUUUAGGCUUUUUUGCAUUCACAGUUUUUAUGGCAUUAAUUGUUGGUAUACUCACUUAUCCGGAAGGUUUCGGUCGUUAUAUCGCGGGACAAUUCUUUCUAGUGGCAAUUUGUAUAUCUAUCAAUGUGCCAGCUGGUGUUUUUGUACCAUCGUUUAUAAUUGGAGCAGCCGGCGGUCGUCUGGCGGGGGAAGUAAUGGCACUUUUCUUUCCAGAUGGUCUGCGUGGACCAAAUGGACCGCCUAUUUUUCCUGGACUUUAUGCGGUUGUUGGUGCAGCAGCUUAUACAGGCGCAGUAACACAUACACUUUCUGUAGCCGUAAUUAUAUGCGAGCUUACAGGGCAGCUUACUCCAUUACUACCCGUUCUGGUACCAUUUGGCCCCGUUAACUUUUCAAUAGCAAUGCUGGUCGGUAAUGCAGUUUGCAAAUUUUUACAACCUUCCAUUUAUGAAAGUAUCAUUCGAAUCAAAAAAUAUCCAUAUCUACUGGACUUACCACCUUCUCGAAUCAGUGUGCAUACGAUAAAAGUGGAACAAAUUAUGGUUAAAGAUGUCAUUUAUAUUACAAAGUCAACAACUUACAGAGAGCUUCGCGAAAUACUGCACUUUGCGCCAACACUUAAAAGUUUCCCCGUUGUUACUGAUCGAAAAUACAAAAUACUGCUUGGAUCGGUAGCAAAAAAAUAUUUGGCUGUGAUAAUGAAACGGCAAUUGAUUGAUGCGGAAUUCAAUCCUUUUUCUAAUAAGAAAACUGCUGGAGAGAUUUUCAACAGCAUAAAAUGGUCAUCAUUACGGCUCUCGAAAAGACAACGAGGUCAACAAAAUGGAGAAGACGAAGCAACACCAUUGGAAUCGAAUGCUACGGAGAACUUACCAGAUGAUGGCUCGAUAACUGGAAAUACAUUACUCUCAAUUUCACCUCUUCAUGCUCCACAUGAUUUGCCAUUAUCAGCGAUAUUUGUAAAACCAACAGCUGAUGAACUGAAGAGAAGGUCAAAGGUGAGUAAAGACAGCUUGUUGGAUCAAGUGAUAGAUUUGGAUGAAGUGGCUAUCGAUUCUGCUCCAUUUCAGCUUGUUCUUGGUUCAUCGCUAUACAAAGUGCAUACAUUAUUUUCGCUGCUAGCACUAUCUCACGCAUAUGUUACCGAUCGUGGACGACUGCUUGGUGUUAUCGCUUUAAAAGAGUUACGUGAUGCGCUGGCAAAUAUAUAUGUUCGUGGUGCAGUGGCGGUUAAUUCGGAUCGGAAAGGAACUACCAGCAAGUUAUUGUUAUCGCAAAAAUUAGAUGAAUAG